Messenger RNA from Acaulospora colombiana, 1137 nucleotides. The record is from the annotation of a GenBank genome assembly. Lineage: Eukaryota; Fungi; Glomeromycota; Glomeromycetes; Diversisporales; Acaulosporaceae.
AUGGCAGAAUUUGACGAAAACGAUCCACUUCAACUUUUGAAACAGUAUGACAACAAAGAUUUGGCACCUCAGAUUCUUGAUGCUGAUGGUAAUGUUGUCUCUACACUUAGAGAGACCAAGUACAUACAAUUUGAUUCGAAAAAGUUCGACAAGGACAUGAUCACUAAUUUCCGGAGUGCCGCCACAAAUGAAUUACUUCCACUUUCUGUCCUUUAUCAUGCUACCGUCACUAAGAAACUUGAUUUGGUCCACUACAACGAGGAUGCUACUAAUGAGAAAUUUCAAACGCGUUUGGGUUUCGUUGACAGAAGAAACUGGUUGGAUUUCAUAAGAGGUAAAGGUUCAUACGUCCGACUUUCCGAGAAACGCCCUCUUGAAGAUGCCACUGAUGCCGAACAGCGAUUGGCAGCGGAACGAAAGCGUCAGAGAAAGGCCGAAUAUGAAAAGGACAAGAUAUGGAGGGAAGUUUACCGUAAGACUCGAGAACUUUCACCAAAGUCACCUUGGGAAGAAUUCCUCGAAAGCAAAGCCAAAGAAGAAAACUAUUCAUUUUACAUACAACUCGCUGAUGAUUAUUUUUUGAAAAUGAAAAAGGAUUCAUCUUCACAAGAUCGAGGUGCACAUCCCAGACAACAGGAUUCGGUGUCAAGGACACAUCACCGCUCGUCAGGAAAAUCGAGAGCGCCUAAAGUCCCAUUAAUUCUAGUGCCUUCCGCACCUUCUGCUUUCAUUACGAUGUACAAUGUUAAACAAUUACUCCAAGACGAAAAAUACGAAGAUCAAGUGAAGCUUCGUAAUGAAAAACCUAAAGAACGGUUGAUUAAGAUCAAUCAUAAGGGAAGAGUGUAUGAAUUUACAGACACUACCGACGAUCUACAAGAAUCCGAUUGGGAUCGAGUCGUAUGCAUAAUUACUGAUGGUAGUGAGUGGAUAUUUAAGAAGUACAAGUGGAAAACUCCUCAAGACACUUUCCGAAACAUUCCUGGUGUUUAUUUCAAAUUCUUUGGUGAUGAUAUCAAGAAAACCGUCAAGACGUGGAGGAAUGUCCAGUGCAUCGACAUUCACCGUGAAUUUCGCCAUAGAGAUCCAGAAGCAUACAUGGAAUUUUGGAAGUUGGUAGAAAGGGCCAGAAUUUAA